AUGGAGGCUGAAUACGACUUUUUCGGUGAAAUUGAAGAGCUCGCUAAGCCGUGUGCUAUUGUCAAAGUCGAAGACGAUGACGACACAGCUGCCCGUGACGAACGAGUACACGACGCAAGCCUUCGUAAUUACUACGCCUUGAAGGAGAUGAAUCCUUCCGACGAAGAACUGGCUAAGUAUUUAUUGGAUCGCGAUGACGGAGAUCUGAUGCAAAAGUUACCGUCAACGGUUUUACUUACUGAAUUGAAAAGACGUGACUUCAAUAUCUUGUUUACAUCCAACGAUUCUGAGAUUAUGGAUGAGGUUUUCAAACGUUUGAUGCUUUCCAGCACAGCGUUUUCCGAAACAACCACACGUACCUACAUGUCCGAUGGCGACAACCUUUGGAAGUGCGUCAAGGCAACCUUAACGCCACCCCUAACCAGGAAACGAUCUCUCAAAAUGACUGUCGAAACAGUCGAAUUGGAGGACGUUCUUUUUCCCAAUGACCACGGUCAUAUCGAUAAACGCCCCAAGAUCAAAAAGAAUUAA
Messenger RNA from Seminavis robusta, 531 nucleotides. The record is from the annotation of a GenBank genome assembly. Lineage: Eukaryota; Bacillariophyta; Bacillariophyceae; Naviculales; Naviculaceae.